Molecule: messenger RNA, 1456 nt
Organism: Patiria miniata (bat star)
Lineage: Eukaryota; Metazoa; Echinodermata; Asteroidea; Valvatida; Asterinidae
Gene: acot8
Product: acyl-coenzyme A thioesterase 8-like
Exons: 8
Coding region: 79-1128 (349 amino acids)
Biological process (GO): acyl-CoA metabolic process; fatty acid catabolic process
Cellular component (GO): peroxisomal matrix
Molecular function (GO): fatty acyl-CoA hydrolase activity
Source: RefSeq, a predicted model, not a curated record
ACUUUAAACGUCUGGUAUCCUAUCAAAUUCACACGAUAUGGAAAUGAAACACCUGAUUGAGAACCGACGAUUGUUGACAUGAGCAAUGGUCCGACGAUUGAUCGGAUGAUAUUGACCUCAAGGCUCAAGGGCAAGGCUCAAGGCUCAAGUCAAGGCCAAAUUGACAGUGUGCCUACAUUAAUUGUACAACACUUUUUUUUCAGGUUACUUUCGCUAGAAAUUAUGGAGACUCCUGUGUCAGAAAUGAGUGACAAAGACCUGGAGCCGAGCAAAUUAACAAGCGCUGUGCUGGAUCUGGAACGGAUUGAAAAAAAUUUAUACAGAUCCUCCGAGCACUGGACAGAGUUUCAAUCCAAGCAGCUGUAUGGAGGACUGGUGGUCUGUCAAGGGAUGGUGGCUGCCAGCAAAACGGUCCGUCCAGAGCUACAUAUCAACUCGCUGCACUGUUACUUUGUACGCAGAGGGAACUCAGAAAUCCCAGUUGUGUACCAGGUGGAGAACCUGCGCGAUGGUCGGAGCUUCUCCACGCGGACCGUCCACGCCAUACAGAAUGGCCAAUCCAUCCUCAUCAUGAUAGUCUCGUUUCACAUCAAGGAGGACUCCCCCUUCAAUUACCAGCACACCAUGCCGGAUGUCCCGCCCCCUGAAAAGCUGCUCAGCAUCAAUGAUAUCAUUGAGAAAUAUCUAAGUGGUGCAACCGAGAACGUCAAAAGCAAAAUUCGUGAAGUUGAAGGCUCUGGGAUCAUGCUAGAGUACAGACACAUCGAUGUCGAGGUUCUCUUGAGGAAGCAAGCCAAAGAGCCACGCAGGUUACUCUGGGUUCGAGUCAGGGGAUAUUUAGGUGGGGAUGAGAAUGUUCACCGUUGCGCUGCUGCGUUCAUAUCGGACUCCUUCAUAGCCUGGACGUCAUACAUGCCUCACCGACACAUCCGACUCGGUCAGAUUACCUCGCUGGACCACUCCAUGUGGUUCCACGCACCGUUCCGUGCAGAUGAGUGGAUGUUGUAUGAGCUGGAUAGCCCAAAGACAGGUGCAUCUCGUGGCAUGAGCUUUGGCCGGCUGUGGACACAGGAUGGGACGCUUGUCGCAUCCAUCUCGCAAGAGUGUCUUAUGAGACCAAAAUUGUGAUCAGGUUACAGUACAGUGGUUAAUGUAUGACAUACUGAAUGUGAGACGCACAGAUUUCUUAAUCUUUAUAUUCCCAUUUUUUGUUUAGCUUUUUAAGUAAUUGAGACCCAUCACAAGUCUGGUAACUUGCAAGCCCAUUCGCAAGUAACAGUGAAUGAACAAUAACAAAGGAAUGCCUUUUAAGUUGUCACAGUUUGUUUGAACAGGGUUCCCAGUCACUCUGGAACUCAGGGAAAACCUUGAAAAAAGGAGUUUCUAUUUCAUAAGAUGGAUUUGCGUCAGGGUGAUGUAAAUCAAUAUUAGGUUUUGCCCUUCACGGACGCAAGGG